GGACCCCAUCUCUUAAAAAUAAAAAAAUUGCUGAAUGUCCCUGUGAGGGUGGGAUCGGGGCAAAAUUGUUCUUGUUUGAAAACUACUGUCCAAGGUGACUUUCUGGCAUAACAGUGGGUUGGGACUUUAUAAAGAUAUAAGGUGUUAAGGUCUAAUUUGGCUUAGGACGUGACUCUUUUUCUUAUUAUUUAUAAUUAAAACAAAAUAGAGAUGCUCUUGAGUAGGGCGAGCUCUUGGUUUAUUCUGCCCGUGGUUUAAAUUUAAGACAAAUAGAGAGGAAAGCACCAGCCAUGGUGGCACCAAGUCCCUUGUGGCAGCAGAGAGGAAUCAGUUGGACCUCAUGGGAGCUUGGAUGGUCAUGGCCUUUACCUUGUACUCACUGCUGCAGGCAGCCCUGCUCUGUGUCAGUGCCAUCGCCAUGCUGCACGAAGAGAGAUUCCUCAAGAGCAUUGGCUGGAGAAUAGACCAGAGAAUUGGUGGAUUCGGGGAGGAGCCAGGAAUUAAAUCUCAGCUAAUGAACCGUAUUCAAACUGUAACAACUGUGAUGAGAAUGCCAUUGAUAAUAGUAAACUCAAUUGCAAUUGUGUUACUUUUAUUAUUUGGAUGAAUAUCAGGAGAGGAAAUGGAGACUCAGAAGAGAUGCUAGCAGAAGUUAUUAUUUAGGUCAUUAUUGGAAUAAAGGCUGAGAUGGGAGGAUCACUUGAGCCUGGGAGGCUCAGGAAGUAAGUAAGUAAGACUGCAGUAAGCCAAGAUCGGGCCACUGCACUCCAGCCUGGGUGACAAAGUGAGACCCUAUUUCAAAAAAAAAAUCAGAUCAUGAGAGGCAGUAAC
This is a messenger RNA of Pongo pygmaeus (Bornean orangutan), 831 nucleotides long. Its product is annotated as immediate early response 3-interacting protein 1-like. The transcript has a single exon. Lineage: Eukaryota; Metazoa; Chordata; Mammalia; Primates; Hominidae. The record is from RefSeq and is a predicted model, not a curated record. Gene Ontology annotation, cellular component: COPII-coated ER to Golgi transport vesicle; Golgi membrane; endoplasmic reticulum membrane. The coding region runs from base 341 to 607 and encodes 88 amino acids. Gene Ontology annotation, biological process: endoplasmic reticulum to Golgi vesicle-mediated transport.